CUUCUCGCAGAUGAGCACCGCUGCCCGGGGGGAUCAGGCUGCAUGGCCUCCGGUCACGACAAUAUGACUGUCUCCGUGGAAUCUCCAGGCCUGACCUCCAGAGGCUGAAGGCAUCCCAGCUGUGUCAUUACGGGGAUUGGUGCGGGGCGGUACUGCUGCUGCCGCCGCCACCGCCACUGCUGAUGCUACUGCUGCUGUUGCUGCCGUGGAACGCUGCACAUUCACCACUGGAGGGAUCAAAUCUGUGCCAUCUGACGCCGGGGGAUUUGCGGGUUUAGUCAAAAUUGCUUUUUUUUUCCCUCUCCCCCCACCGUGGAGAUUAACCACUGAGGGAUGUUUACAGAGCGUGACGACUGAGUGAGAGAGAGAGAGAGAGAGAGAGAGAGAGAGAGAGAGAGAGAGAGAGAGAGAGGCGAAGAGAGAGUGAGAGAGAGAUGCCGCUCAGGCUGGAUGUGGUGCAGCGCAGCUGAAGAGAAUGUCUCUGGACCUGGGAGCUGUUUUCGCCGGUGCGCCCUGUGGAUUCGGACUCUGAGGACUCUUUUUUUUCUUCUUCUGUCUUGUGUGUGCUUGAGAGCGUGUGCUUUUUUUUUGGUGUCUCUUUUGACACUCCGUGUGGGGUAGGGGCAUCAUGCAGAUGGAGGCUGUCCUUGUGCUGAUCUGUGUGUGUCUGCUGGGAGUCACCGCGCGUCACAGGGACCAUAAGCCGGAUACCUUCAGACAAAGCAGAUUAAGAAGAGAGACAUCGAAAAUAGAAGCAGUUCCUCACAAACCCGGCAGCCCAAUCUUCAGAAGGAGUCCAGAUAUGACAAAAUCACCUGUGACAAAGUCGGAACAACUGUUAAGAAUAGACGACCAUGACUUCACUAUGCGACCAGCAUUUGGAGGACCUCCUAUUCCAGUAGGUGUUGAUGUACAGGUUGAAAGCCUUGACACCAUAUCUGAAGUUGAUAUGGACUUCACCAUGACCCUCUAUAUAAGGCACUACUGGAAGGACGAACGCCUGUCUUUCCCCAGCACCAACAACCAGAGUUUGACCUUUGACAGCAGGUUGGUUAAGAAGAUCUGGGUGCCGGAUAUGUUCUUCGUCCACUCAAAGAGAUCCUUCAUCCAUGACACCACCACAGAUAAUGUCAUGCUUCGGGUGUAUCCUGAUGGCAAUGUCCUCUACAGCCUGAGGGUCACAGUAACUGCUAUGUGUAACAUGGACCUGAGUCGUUUCCCUCUGGACACACAAACAUGCUCACUGGAGAUCGAAAGCUACGCGUACACUGAUGAUGACCUCAUGCUCUACUGGAAGAAGGGCAACGACUCUCUGAACACAGAUGACCGCAUCUCUCUGUCCCAGUUCCUUAUCCAGAAGUUCCACACCACCACAAAGCUAGCCUUCUACAGCAGCACAGGCUGGUAUAAUCGUCUCUACAUCCAUUUCACCCUGCGACGGCACAUCUUCUUCUUCCUGCUUCAGACCUAUUUUCCUGCAACACUGAUGGUCAUGCUGUCCUGGGUGUCCUUCUGGAUCGAUCGCAGAGCUGUGCCUGCCAGGGUACCUCUGGGAAUAACGACUGUGCUAACCAUGUCGACCAUCAUCACUGGUGUCAACGCCUCCAUGCCUCGAGUCUCCUACAUCAAAGCAGUGGACAUUUACCUAUGGGUCAGCUUUGUAUUCGUCUUCCUUUCUGUGAUAGAGUACGCAGCUGUGAAUUACCUAUCCACCGUACAAGAACGGAGAGAGAGAAAACUCAGAGAUCGGCUACCCUGUACGUGUGGCAUAGCAAACCCGGAUGACAUGAUGAUGAACCCGAGCUACAGUGAUGUGGACCCAAACAACACUGGGACCUACGGGAUGCCCGAGAAUGGCGGGCGCCAGGAGAGGAUUUUAGCCCAGUUCACUCUGGGGGACAAUCAGACCACCAGCCAGGUGAAGAGUUCCAGGAACUACAUUAACAUCUGGAUCGACACGCAUGCCAUAGACAAGUACUCAAGGGUGGUCUUUCCUGGCGCCUACACCCUCUUUAACAUCAUCUACUGGUCCAUAUACUCGUAAAUAUUGGUUCUGCCUGGGAAGGGGUGGACCCUGGUCCUGUGCAUAAAUAUGCUGUCUGUGGAGCACAACGUGAUUUUGAACAACACUGUGUCCUUCAAGAGAGAGGGAAGUCUCUUAACGUCAUCCUUUUUUUGCCUCUCCAGAAAAUUGGAUACUUUUGAAAGACGUUUAGCACUGUCCAGCUGAAGACGAAUACUACUAUAUAUUGCCUUCUUUAUUCAUUUCAAAAGAAGACAUUUACAAAUGUACUAUACUGUUCUUCAGAGAUUACAAACCUUCUUGAACAGCACAUUUUCUGUACUAUUUUUUUUCUCUAAAUUCAAGGAGUACCUUUACUAUUUUAUGUAUAUAUAAUGUCAGUAGAAAUAAAGGACCUGAAUCUAUGUAUAAUGCUUGUGGGACGCAAAACGACAACUCAGGUUUUAAAAUAAC
Alosa alosa (allis shad) is the source of this 2476-nucleotide messenger RNA. RefSeq names its product gamma-aminobutyric acid receptor subunit rho-1. The coding region runs from base 629 to 2044 and encodes 471 amino acids. The record is from RefSeq and is a predicted model, not a curated record. Gene Ontology annotation, biological process: nervous system process; signal transduction; chemical synaptic transmission. Gene Ontology annotation, molecular function: extracellular ligand-gated monoatomic ion channel activity; neurotransmitter receptor activity; GABA-A receptor activity. Lineage: Eukaryota; Metazoa; Chordata; Actinopteri; Clupeiformes; Clupeidae. Gene Ontology annotation, cellular component: membrane; neuron projection; GABA-A receptor complex. The transcript has 10 exons.